Lachancea sp. 'fantastica' is the source of this 2739-nucleotide messenger RNA. Lineage: Eukaryota; Fungi; Ascomycota; Saccharomycetes; Saccharomycetales; Saccharomycetaceae. The record is from the annotation of a GenBank genome assembly.
AUGUCUCACAAGAAGCGUGUGUAUCCGCAACAGCAGCAGAACUAUGUCCAGGGCGUCGGAGCGGCCAAUUCGCCUAUUUUGGGCCAAAACUUUGCAUCGCAAGUGGAAACACCCGUAACGCAUCAACAAGCUCAAUUCUUGACGCCAGCACAGCAACAAUUGCAACAACAGCUGCACCAGCAAGUGGACCAGGCUUCCCAGGCAAUGGGGGGCAUGCAACUUCACAAUGUGCCGGUUUUGGACCCUAAUUUGGCGCAAACCGCGGGAAUUGGUGCAGGACAACAAGUCAUGGAUCCUCAAUAUUCCAACGUGGCUGGUGGGACAAUGUAUGGCCCACAAGCUGGUACGGGUUAUGGACAGCAGCAGCAGCAGCAGCCGGUCUCCGUGGGCAGGCCCAUGAACCAGCUGUACCCAAUUGAUCUGUUGACGGAGUUGCCUCCUCCAGUCUCGGAUCUGGAUCUGCCUCCUCCACCGCUCAUGGUGCCACCUGAGAAAUUCGUGGUUCCUGUGGAAACCGCAAAUUCUUCACCAGACUUUGUGCGCUCCACGUUGAACUCGGUGCCCAAAUCUAACUCGUUGCUGAAAAAAAGUAAAUUGCCAUUCGGUUUGGUGAUCAGACCCUAUUUGACGCUUCAGGACUCAGACAGCUCUAUCCCCCUCAACACGGAUGGGCUAGUGGUCAGGUGUCGUCGUUGCCGCUCCUACAUCAAUCCAUUUGUUACAUUUGUCGACGGUGGCCGCAGAUGGAGAUGUAACUUCUGUAACCUUGCCAACGACGUUCCAAUGGCUUUUGACGCCUCUCAACAAGGCUUGCCCGUCAACAGAUACGAAAGAAACGAAAUGCAACACGCGGUCGUGGAGUACUUGGCACCAAAAGAAUACGCCGCCAGACAGCCUCCACCUUCUUCUUACGCGUUUGUUCUGGACGUGUCGCAAAGCGCAAUCAAAAAUGGUUUGCUAGCCACUGCCGCCAGGACUUUGCUUGAGACUCUGGACUCCAUACCAAAUCAUGACCAAAGAACCAGAAUCACAAUCUUGGCCGUUGACAGUGCCAUCCACUACUUCGCCAUUCCUCUCGACGAAGAUGGCGAUCAGGUAAAGAUGAUGGAUGUGGUUGAUUUGGAUGAGCCUUUCCUGCCAAUGCCAAGCUCAAUGUACGUUUCAUUACAAGACUGCAGAUCCAAUAUCGAAAAGCUAUUGAAUCAAUUACCAGAAAUAUUCCAGUACAACAUCAUGUCCAAGUUAGCCUUAGGACCCGCUUUGAAAGCAGCCUUCAACCUUAUCAAGGCUGUCGGUGGGAAAAUUAUUGUCGUUGCAUCAACCAUUCCUAACCUUGGUGUAGGUAAGCUACAAAAGAGAAGCGAAGCGGGUGUGGCCAACACUCCCAAGGAAGCUUCCCAGUUGUUAAGCUGUCAAGAUGCGUUUUACAAGAAUUUCACGAUCGAUUGCAACAAAAAUCAAAUCACUAUCGAUAUGUUUUUGGCUACAGAAGAUUACAUUGACGUUGCGUCUUUGUCUAACCUCGCUCGAUUCACUGCAGGGCAAACUCACUUCUACCCCGGUUGGUCUGCUUCUAAACUGACGGACGUUACGAAAUUCACCAAGGAAUUCUCUAAGCAUCUCAGCAUGGAUCUGUCAAUGGAAGCUGUCAUGAGAGCGCGUGGUUCCUCUGGACUUAGAAUGACAAGAUUCUAUGGUCACUUUUUCAAUAGAUCUUCUGACCUUUGCGCUUUCCCCACUUUCCCAAGAGAUCAAUCCUACGUUUUUGAAAUCAGUAUAGAUGAACAACUGGUACGUGAUUACGCAUAUUUGCAGAUUGCGGUUCUAUUGUCUUUGAACACAGGGCAGAGGAGAAUUAGAGUUAUAACUCUCGCAAUUCCAACCACUGACUCUUUGGCUGAAACGUAUGCUUCUGCGGAUCAAUUGGCCAUGACAGCCUUCUUCUCUCAAAAGGCAAUUGAAAAGGCGUAUUCUAAUUUGGAAGAAGCUCGUGAAUACUUGAACCGUUCAGUGCAGGAAAUUUUGGGCACUUACAAAAAGGAAAUUGUAGUGUCGAACACUGCAGGAGGUGCUCCAUUGAGACUGAGUGCGAAUCUGAGAAUGUUCCCUCUUUUGAUGCAUUCCUUGACCAAACACAUGGCAUUCCGCUCUGGUCUGGUUCCAAGCGACCACCGUGCUGCAUCUCUCAACUUUCUGGAGUCUAGCCCCCUUCCCUACCUCAUCAAGAACAUAUAUGCCAAGGUCUACUCUUUGCAUGACAUGCCUGAUGAGGCUGGUCUCCCCAGCGAGUACGGAGAGAUUGUGCUGCCAGAACGCAUCAACGCGACAUCGUCGCUACUCGAGCGUUACGGUUUGUACCUCAUUGAUAACAGCACAGAGCUCUUCCUGUGGGUCGGCGGCGAUGCCGUUAACGAACUCACAAUGGAUGUUUUCGGUACUCCGGACAUCUUAGAAAUACCUAUCGGUAAGCAAGAGCUACCAGUCUUGGAGAACUCGGAGUUCAACAGCAGAGUAAGAAACAUUAUUUCCAAACUAAGAGAGCAUGACGAUGUCAUCACUUACCAGCCCUUAUACAUUGUUCGUGGUGCGUCGCUAAGUGAACCUGUCAAUCACCCUUCGGCCAGAGAAGUCGCCACUCUAAGACUAUGGGCCACUAGCACGUUGGUUGAAGACAAGAUCUUAAAUAGCCAGUCUUACCGCGAAUUUUUGCAGAACAUGAAGACAAGAAUCAGCAAAUAA